Silurus meridionalis is the source of this 1348-nucleotide messenger RNA. It is a transcript of the gene gadd45ba, whose product is annotated as growth arrest and DNA-damage-inducible, beta a. Gene Ontology annotation, biological process: regulation of cell cycle. Gene Ontology annotation, cellular component: cytoplasm; nucleus. Lineage: Eukaryota; Metazoa; Chordata; Actinopteri; Siluriformes; Siluridae. Bases 174 to 671 code for a protein of 165 amino acids. The transcript is spliced from 4 exons. The record is from RefSeq and is a predicted model, not a curated record.
CAGAAGUUCACCAGCGGCACGAGCGCGAGCAGGAACCCGAACCCGAACUCGAACAGGAACCAGGACUAAAGUACACGUCAUUUCGGAUUACUCAGUCACGAGCUUUUUACGGAUCUAUCACUUGGAGUUUGGAGCUGUUUGGAUUUGCCUUCUAUUGAUUAAUUGAGAACAUCAUGACUCUGGAAGAAGUGGUUGGAAACAACAGCACUGAUAAAAAAAUGGAUGUUGUGGGUGAAGCUUUAGAGGAGCUUCUGGUAGCAGCGCAGAGACAGGACUGUCUUACUGUCGGCGUGUACGAAUCUGCAAAGCUCAUGAAUGUAGAUCCUGACAGCGUGGUGCUGUGCGUGCUGGCCACGGACGAGGAGGACGAGGACGACAUUGCUCUUCAGAUCCAUUUCACUCUCCUGCAGGCUUUCUGCUGCGAGAACGACAUUAACAUCCUCCGUGUGUCCGGGCUGAGGCGCCUGGAGCAGGUGAUCGGAGAACCGAGCUCCGAGGAGAACAACAAUAACAACAACAACAGCGAGCCUCGAGAUUUCCACUGCAUCCUGGUCACUAAUCCCCAGUGUGAACCGCUGAAAUCUCCUGCGCUGAAGGAGGUGGGAAACUACUGCGAUGAGAGCCGCUGCAGGAACCAGUGGGUUCCGUGUCUGUCCCUGCGCGAGCGCUGAGCGAGGAGACGUGCAGUCGCGCGAAGAAAAACCGAACCGACACGCCGGUGUGUGUGUGUGUGUGUGAGGAGCGAAAGCACGAGACGAGGAGACGCGGGGAUUUUUAUUUUCACCGCUCUGCGUCAGAUACCGCCGGAGGAUGAAGAAAGGAAAGUUCCUCAGGACUGACGUUGGGUCUCGCGGCCCAGUUUCGUCCUCCGCUGUGAGGGUGCGCUGCUCUGCGGUGGUGGAGGAGGAGGAGGAGAAACCUGGAGAACCGCAGGACCACGCGGUGUGGAGGAGAACAAGAGCCCGCAUGCGCGCUGCGAAGGAGCGCCGCACUCGUAUUCCCACGAGCCAUGGACCGAAAGAGAGAGAGACAGAGACAUUGUCCUGCAUGAUAGAAACCUGCUGCUGGACUUCACUGCUUUAAAACGCAAUUUCUCGUUUGUUGGACUAACAUCUUUAAUAAGAACCCUUUUUAUGCUGCUUGUAGAAACAUGUGGACUGCAGCUGCAUUGUAAAGACUGCAGAAGAAGGCCAGUGUUUGAGGACACGGGGGUGUUCGAGUCCCUGUGGACAUGCAAACUAUGAAAUACUGUUGUGUAAUUUAUUUCCCCUAAUUUAAUAAGAGUAAUAUAUGUGCUGAAAAUGAUGUAAAUACAAAUGCUGACUCAAUAAAUUAUUGUGUAAUUUAA